ACACACACACACACACACACACACACACACACACACACACACACACACACACACACACACACUCACACGCACGCACACAGUCGGUACAUCCACAGUUUUGGCAGGAUAAUAGCCUCCUGAUUGCCACCCUGUAAUCACAUCUGAACUUGGGCAAACACAUCUGUUCUGCACCGCUCAUCUGCCGUACUGCGUGGGCACGCACCUGACCCACCUGUCAGCGAUGACAUCACACAGCCACCAAGAGGGGAUCCUGGGGAAGGAGCAGUCGCUGGAGCUUCUGAAGACAUCGGCGCUCAACCACAUCCCAACAGUGGACAUCAACUCGGCGCUGCCCCUGCGUCUCCCUCCAGCCGCCAUUCCCAUGGACCUGCGCGUGGACCAUCACCAGCAGCAGCAGCAGGUGUCCUCGCUCUCCCCGCCCAGUCAGCAGUCGUCCUGCCCGGCCGGCGGCGGCGGCAGUGUGGUGGGGGCCUCGGUGCGCGAGCAGCAGCUGCAGCAGGAGCUGCUGACCCUGAAGCAGAAGCAGCAGAUCCAGCGGCAGAUCCUCAUCGCCGAGUUCCAGCGGCAGCACGAGCAGCUGUCCCGCCAGCACGAGGCCCAGCUCCAGGAACACAUCAAGCAGCAGCAAGAGCUUCUGGCAUUGAAGCACCAGCAGGAGCUGCUGGAGCACCAGAGGAAGAUGGAGAACCACCGGCUGGAGCAGGAGCUGGAGAAGCAGCAGAGGGAGCAGAAGCUGCUGCUGCUGAAGAACAAGGAGAGGGGACAGGAGAGUGCAGUGGCGAGUACUGAGGUGAAGAUGCGGCUCCAGGAGUUUGUCCUAAACAAGAAGAAGGCCCUGGCCCAGCGGAGCCUCAACCAAGGAGGCCUCCACAAUGACGCUCCCUACUGGUACCGAAAAACCCAGCACAGCUCCCUGGACCAGAGCUCGCCUCCACAGACUGGUCUGUCCACCUACAACCACCCUGUGCUGGGUGUCUACAACCCCCGGGAUGACUUCCCACUGCGAAAGACUGCCUCGGAGCCCAACCUGAAGCUGCGCUCCAGGCUGAAGCAGAAAGUAAGCGAGCGGAGGAGCAGUCCGCUGCUGCGUCGUCGAGACAGCCCCAUCACCACCGCCAAGAAACGCUCACUCGACAUGGCAGACUCUGCGUGUAGCAGCGCCCCCGGCUCAGGCCCAAGCUCCCCGAAUAAUAGCUCCAACAACAUCCCCAAUGAGAACGGCAUCACUGUGUCAGUCUCCAACAGUAUGGAGACGUCUCUUGCCCAGAGGCUGUGCGGCGGUGCUGAGCGUGGCUCCAUUAACCAGCUGUCCCUCUACACUUCACCAUCUUUACCCAACAUCACCCUGGGGCUGCCCGCCACUGCCACGUCCACUGCUGCUUCCAAUGUGACUUCGGCCCAGCAGGAUGGAGGUCUGCAGCCGGCCCUCUCCCUCAGCCCUCCCUUCCUCUCCGGCGGCCACUUGACCCCCUACCUGGCCGAGGCCGGAGCGGGAACAGGCGGGCACGGCGCGCACAGUCCACUGCUUCAACACAUGGUGCUCAUGGACCAGAGCCCGGCACAGAGCCCCCUGGUGACAGGUGUGAGCGGCCUGUCUAUGUCCCCAGCGGCAUCCAUGGCCAAGCUGCAGCGGCAGCACCGGCCACUGGGGCGGACCCAGUCGGCCCCUCUGCCUCAAGGGAGCGCGGCGCAGGCUCACGCCCAAGCCCUGGCCCUGCAGCAGCUGGUGGUGCAACAGCAGCACCAGCAGUUCCUGGAGAAGCACAAGCAGCAGUUUCAGCAGCAGCAGCUCCACCUCAACAAGAUGAUGACCAAGCCCAGCGAGUCACCCGUGGGCCGCCAGCACCAGAGCCACCCGGAGGAGACGGAGGAGGAGCUGAGGGAACACCAGGAUGGUGGAGCUCUGCCGCCGGGGGUCACCAUCAAGCAGGAGCCCCCCGACCCUCAGGAGCUGCAGGAGGAGGCGCUGCAGCAGCACAUGGAGCGGGAUAGGCAGAUGGAGCAGGAACUGCUCUUCAGACAGCAGGCCCUGUUGUUGGAGCAGCAGCGGAUUCAUCAGCUGAGAAACUAUCAGGCCUCCAUGGAGGCUGCCGGCCUGUCCAUCUCCUUCCCAGGACACCGCCCCCUGUCCAGGGCCCAGUCGUCUCCGGCCUCAGCCUCCUCCUUCCCAAUCAGCGUCCCGGCCCCCGACCCUCCUGUCAAACCCCGCUUCACCACAGGCCUGGUGUACGACUCUCUAAUGCAGAAGCACCAGUGUAUGUGUGGAAACACCAACAGUCACCCGGAGCACGCAGGCCGGAUUCAGAGCAUUUGGUCUCGGCUGCAGGAGACCGGACUCAGAGCGCAGUGUGAGUGUAUCCGUGGGAGGAAGGCCACUCUGGAAGAGCUGCAGACAGUUCACUCUGAAGCCCACGUCCUGCUGUACGGAACCAACCCUCUCCGACAGAAACUUGAUUGUUCAGUCACUCCCAUGUUUGUACGGCUACCGUGCGGAGGGUUAGGGGUGGACAGUGACACCAUUUGGAACGAGGUCCACUCCUCCAGUGCGGCGCGACUCGCUGUCGGCUCUGUGGUGGAGGUGGUUUUCAAAGUGGCUACCGGAGAGCUGAAGAAUGGUUUCGCUGUGGUCCGCCCUCCUGGACACCACGCAGAGGAAAGCACUCCCAUGGGUUUCUGCUACUUCAACUCGGUGGCCAUCGCAGCCAAACUGCUGCAGCAGAGACUCAACGUCAGCAAGAUCCUCAUCGUGGACUGGGACGUUCACCAUGGCAACGGCACCCAGCAAGCGUUCUAUGAUGACCCCAAUGUCCUUUACCUGUCUAUUCAUCGCUAUGACGACGGCAACUUCUUCCCUGGAAGUGGAGCACCUGAUGAGGUGGGCAGUGGGCCCGGUGUCGGGUUCAACGUUAACGUUGCUUUCACUGGAGGCCUGGAUCCACCCAUGGGAGAUGUAGAGUACCUGGCUGCCUUCAGGUCAGUGGUGAUGCCCAUAGCCAAUGAGUUUGCCCCGGACAUCGUGCUGGUCUCCUCUGGCUUCGACGCUGUGGAGGGACACCCUCCACCGCUGGGCGGCUACACUUUGACGUCCAAAUGUUUUGGUUAUCUGACCAGGCAGCUGAUGACCCUCGCUGGAGGCCGGGUGGUCCUGGCUCUGGAGGGGGGUCACGACCUCACCGCCAUCUGCGACGCCUCGGAGGCCUGCGUGGCCGCCCUGCUAGGCCAAGAGCUGGACCCGCUGCCAAAGGCCACCCUCGAGCAGAGGCCCAACCCCAACGCUGUUCGCUCUCUGGAGAAAGUUUUAGAGACUCACAGCAAGUACUGGUGCUCGGUGCAUCGCUACUCACCGCUGCUGGGACUUUCCCUGCUGGAGGCCAAACGAGGAGACUCAGAGGAGGCUGAAGCUGUCAGUGCCAUGGCCUCUCUGUCCGUGGCCACCACCAACGCCAUGGAUCAGAGCAGGCCAGAGGAGGAACCCAUGGAAGAGGAGGAACCACUGUAACGGAGGGAAACGUGAGGGUGUCACACUGUUAAUCAUUGACCUCUCCGGAGAAGAGUCUCGACUGAUCCCUUCUUUUAGUCCCCCUAACCCCACUCACCGCGUCAGUCACCUUGAUUGGCAGCCCCUCGGUCAAAACGAGGGAGAGGGGGUGGGCUCAGCCUCAGAGUAGGGAGCCAAUCAGGAGACAGAGGACUGAAUUGGGGAGGGGGGGGGGGAAUUAAACAUAACAGCGCUGCUUGGCGGCACUCGCUCAGAGACACUCAUUAUUGUUUUCUUUCAGUCUUCGCACCCCCCACUUUAGCCCACAGCGGCUAACUGAGUGACCAAGGCAGAGAGGGGAGAGGGCGAGCGUAUGUGGAGUUGCGGGGGGUGUGUGAGAUCAGGUCUCGUCAUAGAAAAGGUGCGAUGAACUGCGGAAACAUACGGUGCUUUACACAGCUGACCACAAGGAUACCAGGGACAGCAGACCGUUCCUGGCUGUUUAAACACAGCUCGGGAGUUUUCUUUUCUCUUUUUUCUCAACUGUUUUUUCCCGACAAAAACAAAGGGCACCGUGGCAACUGAGAUCAUAUUUUACAAGAUGCGUUCACUGUGGACUUUGGUUGGCCGAAGUUUGAGUAGGCUCUUACAAAGAUUUGAUAACAAGACUGUCGCCUCGCCGGACCAGCCUGUCGUUGAAGGUUGACGAGUGAGAGGAGUGCCUUGGUGAGGGUCCGCCGGAUUUCAGGAUUGUUCAGGAAAAGAUUGCCUUAAGAUUAAAAAGAUUCUCGCCAAAGGAAUCGGUGCGGGGGAAGGAGACGGGAGAGUUUCCGGUCCUUUUUUUGGUGGGGCGAGAAUGACAAAAAUAAAGCAAACAAUCUUUCAGCAUGUUUACUUGGAACGUGAUGAAGACACCAUUUACGUCUCUCACAGCCUCUCUUAAAGAGUUAACUUUACUUUUGGAUGGAUCUAUUUUUCUGUAAAAAAGGAAAAACGCUUUGUAAAGGUAGUUGCCAGCUUCAGUAGAAAACGGUGCAAACAUGGAGACCUUCAAACAAGUAAAUCAGAUUGAAAAGUAUC
This is a messenger RNA of Sander lucioperca (pikeperch), 4558 nucleotides long. Its product is annotated as histone deacetylase 4-like. The coding region runs from base 221 to 3499 and encodes 1092 amino acids. Gene Ontology annotation, biological process: negative regulation of transcription by RNA polymerase II; chromatin organization. Gene Ontology annotation, cellular component: histone deacetylase complex. The record is from RefSeq and is a predicted model, not a curated record. Lineage: Eukaryota; Metazoa; Chordata; Actinopteri; Perciformes; Percidae. The transcript has 26 exons. Gene Ontology annotation, molecular function: histone deacetylase activity.